AUGGCAUCUUCUUUAUACGAGGUAGGACAACAAUCCCAGCUUUAAUGCUCCUUUUUUUUAGUUUUAUUUAUAUGUUACUCUUCAAGGUAAAAGGCAAUUUAGAGAAAAGGUAUGAUUGCCGAAAAACAAUGUCAGCGUUUUUGAUAUUAAGUUUAAAAAUAUGUUCUACAUAUUGAGACUUUUAAAAACAUCAAAACAUUCACUUCGCAAAAAAAUUCUCAUUUAAGUUUUCUUCAUGAAGGAUUUUCCUUGACGUUCAUUUUUCAUUCAACGGAUAUGGCCGCGUUGUCCACUACUCAAAAGUAGCGGUCUUGUCCUCUUGAUCUCUUCAUGCCCCCGUCAAACAAUGGGAAAAUUACCUUUCAUCACAAGUCAAUUCAUUAAUAUUUCUCGCGCUUGCCUUGCCUUUACCUUCACGCUCGUUGUGCUCCUUAAUUGACAUGGUUACCUUGAAGACUUAACAUUUUUUUCUUUGCAGAAUAUUGAAGAUUGGGAGCUGGAGAGGCUAUCAGGAGAAUUCGAGGACCACUAUAACGGGUUCAGUGACAAAAUAGAUCCUAAAGAACAUUCAUUUGAAGUAACAAAUGAGAAUGGUGAAGAUUUUGGAAACAGAAAUCACUGCAAUGGUACAAACGGAAUUCACCAAGAGGCCAACGAUAGCGCGGUAAAUGAAGAGACCAAUGAUUCUAAUGAUGAACACGAAGCAAACGAAGAAGGCAAUGAAGGCGAAGAAGGAAAUAUAUCUGCACCAUAUUACGGAAGAACUCUUGUGGCUCCUGAAUAUAUGAGCUUCCAAAUUCAAGACCCUGCUGCUGCACCACACAAGGAAGAUAACGGGGUGGGGGUUAUCGGUGAAGAGGACUGCACGGUCGCCGGUGGUACAGAAAAUUUGGGAGGUGAAGAAGAGGAAACGUCUCAUUCUUUUGAUCAGUUUACUGUUGAAGAAGGCGAGGGCGACUCUUGUGAAGGAGGAGAUGGAGAGUGCGGGACAAGUGAAGAAGUCAAUCUAAGGGACGAGGACCACGUAGAGGAUUCACCACGGGCGGCUCGGUUAGAAGGAGAUGAUGGAAAAGGAAAUAAAGAUGAUUACAAAGAAAUUGCAGAUUUGGAAGGAAAAAAUGAACAGGAGAGAGAUGAAAAUGAGCUACACUGUAAAGAGGGGACACUGAGCGAGAAUGACGAGGUAGAAAACGUUCAUGAAGACGAAGGAGAUGAACAAGAUGGUGACGAAGAUGGUGAACAGGGAGGACAUGAAAAAGAAAACGAUGAAGACAAUAAAGGCAGAACAGAUUUGGCUCCAGAAAAGGAACUGAAAACCGAUGAAAAUGAGGUAUAUAUAGAGGGGCGACCGAGUAAGGAUGGAUCGUCGGUAGAAGAAUUCUGCGAAGACAACGAAGAAGAUGGUGAACAUGAAAUAAAUGAUGCACAGACAGAGGAGACUGUCGAAACCGAAGAACAAAGUGAAGACGAUUCGAUAAAACGAAAUAUUGAAGACAACGAAGUAGACGAAAAACACGACACUGACGAAAAUAAAGAACAUAGAGAAGAAGAAACCAACAACGAAGACGAAGAGAGUAGUCAAGAGGAAGAUGAAAGUGAUGAAGAAUCUGAAGACGAUCGAUUCGACCAUGAGUAUAAGAUAACAGAAGAUAAAGAUGGGGAGGAGGACAACGAAGAUAAGUCAGUCAGCGCUAAGGACAUGGCGAUGAACAGAUUGACAAAACUUGAGCAUUGUGACUCCCUGAGAGUAAAUGUGGCAUCGCCAACUCGAGAUAUAACCAAUGUAAGUUCUACUGAAUCGCUGAAUGAAACUGAUGCUGGACACGCUGGAGGUGAUGAUCCCGACGAACAAGCGGAGAAACUGACUGAGGAGCCAGAAAAAGAACAAGAGGCAACGGUAAUGACUUCAAGAGCUGAUAAUUAUUGAUGUAGCGUAGGCUCUUUUCUUGAAUUUAUUACCUCUGACCCAAACCACAAAGAGUAAAAAUUGAAAUCAAGCUUAGCAAACAAAAAGUCUAGUUGAAAAUAACGCGAAUUUACUUUUCUAAACAAUUGCAAAAAGAUAAGUUGUAUCCAGGCCGGUUCUGUCUUCAGUGUAUCAAUUGCGACGUAAAUUGAUACAAACGUGGAAUAAGAGACGUGGAAUAAUUGAUAUACAGUGACAAGAGCCAUAAUAUGGCUUGACAGUGAUCACUUUCUGACGCAAUGGUCUUGGAACGGACUUAAUUCGUGCUAUGUAUCAGACAAUCUUCAGUUAACAGUCCACCAACAAAUCACCUAUUUCCCUUAAAUUUCAAGUCAUUGAAGUCGUUUACAGUUGCCAACAGUUACUUCUGUCUUUAGUCCGCUUACGAACAAGACUUCCGGUUGGGAUCAAACGAUAAAAUACUUUAGUCUAAAGUCGUAAGUAAUGGCUAUUCCCUGCCGCCUUUCCAGAAAAAGUAUUUAAGCAAGACAGUAAUGUUCCUUUAUAGAUCAAUGAACCUCUCGAAGUAAAUGACGAGCAGCAAUAUGACGAUGACGGCGAGGAAAUUGCAAGCGAGGAGGACAGCGGCAGCAGCGAUGACUCAGUGGAAAAUGUAAAUGAGCCCGCCCAGGAUGUAAGAAAGGAAGAAGAUAAUGGAGACGACAACGAAGAAGACCUGAAUCCAGACCUUGAGGAAGAAGUGGCAAAGAAUGAAGGAAAAGCUGAAGAAGAGGAAGCUUUCCCAGGUAAGGAAAACAAUGGUUCGAUCGAAGCCGUUUUAAUUGGUAGAGAUAAAUGGCAAAAGGAAUUAAAGAUGAAAUUGAAGAUGCGAAUUCAGACUGCAAGAAGAUACUUCCACCGAAAACGAAAAGCUGUUGGUGAUUGUUUUAAACUAAAUUGUACACUUUGGUCAAUUUCUUUUCAAACGUUAGCAUUCGAUUCACAUAUCCAGAACGUAAAGAAUGGCGAUUGGUCCAUCAAAAAUCUAGACAGGAUCACGAAAACGAAUAGUUGCGGUACCAGCGAUUUUGCACAAAAUGGUAUCCGAUGUUUAAGCGAAGCAAACUUUUGCAGAUCUCCAUACUGUCACUAUUGACACAUACUAAAAUUGUGACUUUAUCACAUGAUAUAUGAUCCAAUAAUUCUUCUCCUAUCUUUUCUUAAUUCCUUGACUUGCCCAUCAAGUGCACCGAAAGCCCCAAGGGCGUGAAGACGAGGCAGACCUUACUGGAAAGGUGAAGGAACUGGGUAGGAUCUUUGAGGGAGGCGGCCCUGUUUAUUCUAAAGGCGUCAAGAAAGAUUUGGACGCAGGUAUAGUAAUUGACGAAUAAAUUUAAAGUUAUUAAGGUAGAUAUUAAUUAGCAAGAGAGGAGCUUUAUCCUCUCGUGAUAUGAGUAAUAAGUCCACACCGUAAUUUUUAGGGAGUUAUUAUAACUCCAAAAAUGGAGUAAAAAUUUUAGGUACAGGAUAACCCCUUUUUUGGGGUUAUUUUAACUCCUAAUUUAACUCCGAAUUUGGGGUCAUUUUUACUCCUGAAAAAGAGUUCUUUUUACUCCCAGUCUUGGAGUUAAAAUUACUCCGAAAUGGGGUUACUUGUACUCCUUACAGGGUUUUUUACUCUUUUGGAGUUAAUUUAACUCUGAAAGUGAGUAAAAAUUUUAGGUACAGGAUAACUCCUUUUUUGGGGUUAUUUUAACUCCUCAAUAUCUGGGGUCACUUUUACUCCUGAAAAAGAGUUCUUUAAACUCCUUUUUGGAGUUAAAAUAACUCCACGAAAAAUAACUCCACUGUAAGGAGUUAAAUUAGCCCCACUAGAGGAGUUAUUAUAACUCCCUGAAAAUUACAGUGCAACAAACAAACAAAAAAAACCUUUUAUUUAUACAUAUUAAACCUAAAUACAGUUGGCCUGCAAAUUAGCAAAGAAACGCUAUUCGAGGCAGGGAAAAGUAAUUUAUUGAAAAAAAAUGAAAAUGAGUCAAUAUAUUAAUACAGAAGCUGAUCUGUUCUGAGCUUGUUCUGGGUGUCUACGGAGUCGGCUACGUUCUGGAAAGUAAACAUUACGUUGAAACCAAGUUCUGGGUGAUCCACUACUCUUUGAUAUCGUUUGCUUUAAAAAUUCAGAUCGUUCCUGUAGCCAGUGAGUUUAGGGACGCGAGGUUUUAAAGAUUGAAGUGCUUUCUCAGGCCAAAAACUUUUCCCAGUAUAAUAUAUGUGAGAAUACAAUUAUCAAAAUAGUAUUUCCUUUUCUGGACGGUGACUUUACAUUGAACUUAAAUUAACCCAUCCAAUUGCAAUUUAAUUACCAGAAAAAUGUUUUUGUUUGUCUUAGACACCCAUUUUUCUCUAAAUCUCUCCUGUCGUUUUGCGAAACGUACUGAAAUAUUUCUGCUCCCGUUGUAUAAUUGUACAGUGGCCCAUGCAUAAUAGUGUUUCUUUCCCACAUAUGGUUUAUAAGAAUAAUUGAGUUCAAAGCUUGAAAGACGAGGUAACCUAUCGUAAGUGAUUUUUAGCAUUUCCCAAGAAACACUUAACGAACUAUCAGUAAUUCAAACUUCAAAAAUUCAUCGAUCCAUUGUUUUGUUCAAUUAAUAACUGCAUGCGUAGGUUAUCAGUUUCCAUGUUCACUCAUUGUUUUCUCUUUUGAAGCUGAUGGUUCCCCUGUGAGUGUACGCAAGUUCAAGGCAAUAUUUGAAACACAUCAAUAUUCCGCGGCGGAGAGGAAUCAAGAGCCAGGUACUUAGUACAUCACUUUACGUUUUGAUAAAGUAAUGUCAGUCUUGCUUAGAGGUUUACUUCACGUGUUAUGGUUGGGCUAGACGUGCUUGGACAUAUUGAUUUUUCCACUUUAUUUUUAGGACGAAAAGAAGAAUCAUCCAGUCCUCCACGUGGCAUUGUCAAAAAUUUACGAGGACUUUUUGAGAACCCUCAGAGUUUUGAGACAAGAAAUGGAUGAAAUAAACGAGGUAACAUAUAACACAGAAAAAUAUAGAAAAACUGUAACGGGAAUAAUUCCCGCGUAAUGCCUCUUUCGAUCUCAGGUUCACGUAGCCUUUAGUUGAAGACAACGAAACAGAAAGGUAAACAAACAAAGGUAAUAACGGGGCGAUUUCGUCAUCAAGGUCAUCAGCUGACCAAGGAAGUGAUUCAACCAUGAAGAGGGUACAGGACAAAGUAGUACGUGGGAAAAAUAGAAAUAACAUUUAGUUACAGGACAAUAUCAUAGUUUUGCCAAUCGCGUUUACCAAAAGUCAAAACCAGCUGGCCAAAUCUGAUCGCUUUGCAAAAAAAAGCUUUUUUGGCGAGUUUUCUCUUAAAACACUGCCUUGCGUACUAUUUAGGAAUAGACUAAUCUCGCUGAGCUUUCUUGCUUAAAUUAUAUUUACGACUAGCACUGGUCUGAUCGGCCAGUUCCCACCAACAGUAAGCGCCCUGACUACGAUCGAUCGAUUGCUUCGCGAGGAUAUGUUUAAUGUAUGGACAUAAUUCAAUUUAUCCUGUCGUUUAUUAUCUUUUAUUAUUUUUAUUAUUUUUUCAGCUAACCCUCCCUUGUAAAACAACGAAGGUUGUGAAAAAGGACCCACAUUAUGCGGCGUCACUCCAGAGACAUAGUUAAAAUGGUCACAGAUUUAAAACGACUGUGCUAUACUGUAACUUUUAAAGCCUGUUUAAAAUACAUUGUUACCCGUUAUCAACAAAAGGGUCUUGCCCUUAUAUAAAAUGACGACCCUAUCUAUAGUAUCGUCAAGAACACGUCUCGGCUUAAGUUUGGGAUCAAAUUCCUUAAAAAAUGAGCAGGUAUAGAAACCGAGUCGGUUUACACUUAUCAAACUAUAGAAUGCUUUGCAGUUGACAAAUUUGCCAAAAAAAUACUGUCAAACCUUUGUACAACGGUCACCCUUGGGAAAUGGCAAGGAGACCAUUAUAUACAGGGUCACCACUACUAUACCGGUCAAUAUUGCAGAAUAUAAGGCAACCGAAAAUUUAGGGAAGUUGUCCGGUGACUGUAAUAUACAGGGUGACCGCUAUAUACAGGUUUAACUGUAGAUAUACCUGAUUCAAUAAAGGUUGCUUUGGGCAUUGGAUAAUUGCGCUCUGCAAACUAUUGUUUGGCGGUCACUCAAGCGAAUCAUUGCAGUUAGUUCCGUAUGCCCAAUUGCCAAUGACCAAUUGCCAAAGCAACAUUUAUUGAUUUAGGGUAUAUAACAAACGCUUGUUCGCCUUCGGCUUUAGAAAUUAAAGCAACAUGUUUUGGAAAACAAGUUACUAAGGUUAAGGUUAAGAGCGCCCACCACCACUUCUCCCAGCCAUGCCAUGAUGCUUUUGAUGGACGGUUACCAUCAAAUAGGGCCAUCACCGGUGGCAACGUGUCAAUGCUAAUAAUGUUCAGGUUAGCCUACAAGCAAGCACAUUUGACGAUCUGUGAAAUCCUUCAAGGUGGGCGUUCUUGGAACGAUCUGAAAUUAGUUGUAGCUUCUUUGGGCGGAAGGUCCGUAGCAUUGAAUUACUGUUAAGAUUUUAUUAAAAUUCGAUACGUCAAGUUUAUUAUCGAAAUACGUCAUAUGCUGUGUUUAUCACU
Molecule: messenger RNA, 6542 nt
Organism: Porites lobata
Lineage: Eukaryota; Metazoa; Cnidaria; Anthozoa; Scleractinia; Poritidae
Source: the annotation of a GenBank genome assembly